CGCCCCGGACUUUCAGUGUGUGUGUGUCGGUGAGCCAGCGAGCGCCCCGGACUUUCAGUGUGUGUGAGCUGCUCUCUGCUUUACUGAGAGAGGAGGAGAGAAGGAGAAAAGGGGGAGUGCCUGAUUCCAGUCUUGCUCGCUGUGGGUUUAAAGGAAAAGGGAACAUUUCUCUCUCUACUGGUACGAAGGCAGCAAACAGCCAAUGUGCCUCAACUAUAGGAACUAUACAACAACUGCCCUGCUGGGGACUCUGGCCCUGGUUACUUCUACCAUGGCAUAGCCUGCUCUUCUCCCAGGGAGACUAACCCACUAAGGGAACAGACAUGCACGGUGGGCACCACCAGGGAUCUAUGCUGCUGUCAGGUCCUGUUCAUCAGUGAUUUAACACGGAGGAACCAUGGUGAGCAAGGCGGAGGGUGGCAAAAGCAUGCUCACCAACUCCGAGUCAGACUCAGAGGUGGCGCCCACCCCCUCCCCUUCCGCCUCGCUGGCCCUGGAGGUCAAAUACUCCUUCCUGGACACCAGCAGCAGGUCACAGCAGCAGGUGAGGAAGAGGAACAAGGCCCUCCAGGUGAGAUUCAAGGACAUCUGCGAGGCGCAGAACGAGCAGAGAGAGGCCGCUCUACAGAUGGCUGGGAAGGGGGGCAAGCCAGUCUCAUACAAGGUCUGUAACCAACCCUCCUUUUGGUUUGGGAACAUAUAUUACAGUAUUAUUGUACUAUGACCGUGGAAUAGAAGAAACACGGUCCUGGGAACUUCAAGGGCUGCACAUUUAGCUUCAUCUUUGAUAAUGAUUUGAAUCAGCUGUGAAGUACUAGGGCAACACCCUAAAUUAUCACCCCUCG
This is a messenger RNA of Salmo salar (Atlantic salmon), 845 nucleotides long. It is a transcript of the gene insyn2a, whose product is annotated as inhibitory synaptic factor 2A. NCBI's taxonomy places the organism in Eukaryota, Metazoa, Chordata, Actinopteri, Salmoniformes, Salmonidae. Gene Ontology annotation, cellular component: postsynaptic density. Gene Ontology annotation, biological process: inhibitory postsynaptic potential. The record is from RefSeq and is a predicted model, not a curated record.